This is a messenger RNA of Balaenoptera acutorostrata (minke whale), 488 nucleotides long. Its product is annotated as calpain-2 catalytic subunit-like. Gene Ontology annotation, biological process: proteolysis. The coding region runs from base 1 to 390 and encodes 129 amino acids. The record is from RefSeq and is a predicted model, not a curated record. Lineage: Eukaryota; Metazoa; Chordata; Mammalia; Artiodactyla; Balaenopteridae. Gene Ontology annotation, molecular function: calcium-dependent cysteine-type endopeptidase activity. The transcript has 5 exons. Gene Ontology annotation, cellular component: cytoplasm.
AUGGGUGAGGGCCGGAUUGUGAAGGAGGGCUUCGUGGAGUUGGUGGCAAUCUGCGAUGAUCCCCAAUUUAUUACUGGAGGAGCCACUCGCACAGACAUCUGCCAAGGAGCCCUGGGUGACUGCUGGCUGCUGGCAGCCAUUGCCUCCCUCACCUUGAAUGAAGAAAUCCUGGCUCGAGUCGUCCCCUUGGACCAGAGCUUCCAGGAGAACUACGCGGGGAUCUUCCACUUCCAGUUCUGGCAGUACGGCGAGUGGGUGGAGGUGGUGGUGGACGACAGGCUGCCCACCAAGGACGGGGAGCUGCUCUUCGUGCACUCGGCAGAGGGCAGCGAGUUCUGGAGCGCGCUGCUGGAGAAGGCCUACGCCAAGUUUCUCCUGCUGAUCCUGUGAUUGUUUCAUGAUUCACUUGAAGAAAUGAAGGAAAAUACACAUAAGAACAGAGACAUUACCUGAGAUUGUGUUCUAUUUUAUCAACCCUCCAUCUAUAC